CAAGAAAUCUCAGUUUUCAGGUUUGAUAUAGUCUAUGCGCCCAAGACACUCAUGUUUCUCAGAAGCACUAUGCUGGGAAUUCUCCUUAUCUGCAUUCUCUGGACAGAGACUACUAUGGCUGGAUCUAGUUUUUUAAGCCCUGAAUAUCAAAACACACAGCAACGAAAGGAUCCAAAAAAGCAUACAAAGUUAAACCGCCGGGCUGCAGAAGGAUUUUUGGAUGCAGAUGCAAGGCAGGCAGAAGGAGACAACAAUGAAAUAGAGAUUAAGCUUAAUGUUCCCUUUGAAAUUGGUGUCAAGAUAACAGAAGACCAGUACCAGGAGUAUGGACAAGUGCUGGAGAAGAUCCUAGAGGACAUUCUUGCAGAGGAUACUAAAGAAACCCGAAAUUGGCAUGAGUUGAAACAUGAAGAUGUUACAAACUGAUUAGAGUACAACGAAGUUCCACUCAUUGGCUUGGAUUGCUUUAAAUCUUGCUUUACAUUGUGCAACAGAUGAUAAUAGCAUGUAUUAAAAGACAAAUGCAUGAAGCUGAACAGUUCGCAGUUUUAAAAAAAAUGACAUUUUGUUGUGCAACAGAUCUUUCGAUGAGGUUGCAAGUAGUAUAUGUAUGAUAGACAGAUAACAGCAAGCAAGGUCAAACACUGAAAUCUAAAUUGUUUUCUUACCUUUCAAAACUAUGUGACUGAAGCUACCUGUUCUAAACAAGUGAGGGAAAAACUGUGUUAAUUUACCAUAUGCUUCUUUCAGCAGAAAAUAAAGCUAGUGUUGAAACCGC
Messenger RNA from Trachemys scripta elegans, 778 nucleotides. It is a transcript of the gene GHRL, whose product is annotated as ghrelin and obestatin prepropeptide. Gene Ontology annotation, cellular component: extracellular region. Gene Ontology annotation, molecular function: ghrelin receptor binding; growth hormone-releasing hormone activity. Gene Ontology annotation, biological process: regulation of response to food; gastric acid secretion; negative regulation of inflammatory response. The transcript is spliced from 5 exons. The record is from RefSeq and is a predicted model, not a curated record. Lineage: Eukaryota; Metazoa; Chordata; Testudines; Emydidae. Bases 52 to 426 code for a protein of 124 amino acids.